AUGUCGGAUUUAGACAGCGAAUAUUCGAGAGCGGAAAGUGGUAGACCAUUUCGACAAGAAGAAAAUAAAGAAUUUGUUAAGCUCUUUAAUGAGCAGAAAUUCAGACCUAGAACUGCUAUUUUAAAAGUCUGGUUUGAAUAUCCUACUAACAUGUUCUUCCAACCCAUACCAGCUAAAGAUAAAAUCAGUUUUACGAAUAGAAUAGCAUAUAAGUUUCCUCCUGUCACGUACCCUACAACGGCCCUGUCUUCCAUCGACCUCUACCACCUACCAAUCGCCGACCACCAACCAACCCAUCCAGCUAUAUCCCACCCCAUCGCCGACCUACCUACAACACCUACCAAUCAAGAGAAACCAUGGGUGAAAAGUUUCACCAAUGGAGUAGUUAUUCCAAAGGAUGAUGAUAAACAAAAUGAAGUUUUUAGAAGUUAUCUAAAUCUCGUUAAGAGAAAAGCACCGGACAAUGAAGGAAUCAUAUAUACUUACAACGACGGAAAAGAAUUGGACAUGGAUGAAAACUACGAAUUUGAUGAUUACGAUUAUUUGACUAUUCAAGAAGAGAAUGAAGAAUGUUAA
Molecule: messenger RNA, 576 nt
Organism: Lottia gigantea (owl limpet)
Lineage: Eukaryota; Metazoa; Mollusca; Gastropoda; Lottiidae
Exons: 3
Coding region: 1-576 (191 amino acids)
Source: RefSeq, a predicted model, not a curated record